CAACGUAAUCGGGAAAUGGCCAGCGUGCUCAUUAAAGGAGCGGCAUCAGUCCUCUCAUCUUCUAAAUCCGCUGCUCAUUCUCGCCGCACUCUCUCUCGUCUCUCUGCUUCCUUCGUCUCCUCACGGUCCAUGGCCGCCACCGCCUCCGAUGGCUUUCAGAAAGUUCAGAUCACCAGAGACGACACCACUUUUGAUGCUUUUGUUGUGGGCAAAGAGAAUGCUCCAGGGAUAAUUGUGUUGCAGGAAUGGUGGGGUGUUGAUUUUGAGGUCAAGAACCAUGCUCAGAAAAUUGCGAAACUUGGUUCAGGUUAUAGAGCUCUGAUCCCAGAUUUGUACCGUGGGAAGGUUGGUCUAGAUACUGCUGAGGCUCAGCAUCUGAUGGAGGGUCUUGACUGGCAAGGUGCUGUUAAGGAUAUCCAAGCUUCAGUUAACUGGCUCAAAGCUAAUGGUUCGCAAAAGGUUGGCGUGACUGGGUAUUGCAUGGGAGGUGCACUAUCCAUUGCAAGCGGUGUUUUGAUCCCUGAAGUUGAUGCUGUGGUUGCUUUCUAUGGAGUUCCUUCAUCAGAACUUGCUGAUCCCACUCAGGUCAAGGCACCUGUACAGGCUCAUUUUGGAGAGUUGGAUACCUUCGUUGGGUUCUCAGACGUCACUGCAGCAAAAGCACUAGAAGAGAAGCUGAAAUCUUCUGGCGUUCCGCACGAGGUUCACAUCUAUCCUGGCCGUGCACAUGCUUUCAUGAAUGACUCACCAGACGGCAUGAAGAGGAGGAAGGAUAUGGGAUUGAACGACGAGGACCCUGCCACUGUUGAAUUGGCUUGGUCCCGCUUUGCUUCAUGGAUGGGUAAAUAUCUGUCCUCUGCAUAGGAUCCCUUUCCAAAUAUGUUGUCCUUCUUAGAUGAGUCUAGCUUUAUGAAUAAACUGGCAGAUGUGUGAUAAAUGUUGUCAUAAUCUGAGCGAAAACUUCCAUCCUCUAUCACUAUGCGCUAUUUUGUAUGCUAGUAUCUUGUGUGUUUGUCGCAUGAUGUUGUUUUGUUUAGUGCUGGUUCUGUUCAUGUCAAACUGUUUCUUCAUA
Asparagus officinalis (garden asparagus) is the source of this 1072-nucleotide messenger RNA. Its product is annotated as protein usf. The record is from RefSeq and is a predicted model, not a curated record. Gene Ontology annotation, molecular function: hydrolase activity. The transcript is spliced from 5 exons. Lineage: Eukaryota; Viridiplantae; Streptophyta; Magnoliopsida; Asparagales; Asparagaceae. Bases 16 to 864 code for a protein of 282 amino acids.